AUGGUUUAUUUUUUUGGAAUUUUUAACACUAAAUAAGAUUUAACCUGAGGUUAAGUGGUGGUUUGCGGUAGUGCUACAAAUAUGUAAAUCAUGGCCACCACUGACAGUGGUACCGAAACGUUGUUUUCCGAUGAUUCACCCUGCGACCUGAGAACGGUUUGUUCGCCGAGCGUUUGCUCCGGAGAUGAGACCGAAGUGCCGACUGAAGAAACCUCGUCUUCGACCAAUGGCAGACCUCAUCAGCCGCCCAACAUCCAACCAUACAGCGGUGUACUGGAAAAGGGGAAGGUCCUUAUUCGUCCCAUCGCCUUCAAACCUUCAGCAUUAAAUGUGAACGAAAGGGCCAGAUCCAGGGGCGGAAUGAUGACCCCCUCCAAUGCAUCCAGGUUCGGACUUACGGGGAGCGAACGUUAUGGAUCCACCCCGAUACUCACCAGACCUGGGUCCAGGUUAACACUAUACGGAAGUACAAAUGAUCUGCACCAGGUAAACAGGGAAAGUGCGAAUUACUCCCUGGACAGGAAGUUGAGGUCGCUGUGUCCUUCCGCGUCAUCUUCCCCUCCGCUGGCUAUGAGUUCCUUAACGUCGCUCCCUAGCAAACUGAUGAACUAUGACAGUCUGGAGAGCGUUAGAAAGUCGCCAGCUUCUACCCUGGAUGGCUCAAUAGUCAACAAAAACUCGUAUCGUCUUCUGGGAGGAGUCGGAAGUUCAAGCCUUCUGGAUUUAACACCUUCCCCAUCGGAUUCCGGAGUGUCAGAACUGGAAGCUGCCUUGAGAGACCGCGAUUCAGAGCUCGCGUACCUUCGACAAACCAUGGAGCACAACGAGCAAGUCAUUUUCAGGGUGUACCAGGAAAAAGAGAAAGCAUGGGAGAGGGAGAUCAGGCGUAUGAAAACAGUGCACGAAACAAGACUUCGAGCCAGUGCCCAGAAAGUGCACAAGUUGGAGCAGAUGCUGAUGAUGCAGACCUACCAACUGCAGCAAGAUAAAAAACGCAUUUGCGGCGAGGCGCAACGAGCUAACUGUCAAAGCGAAAGACUGAGACAGGAGGUGGAGGCUUUGAGGAGUAGAUUGGAGGAAACUGAGUGGGGACUUUGCCAGAAGACCGGGGAAAUUUCGUUGCUCAAAACUCAGAUCAAAGACUGUCAGAACGAACAAACAACGAAAUGCCAGGAAAACCUGCAGCUGCGCAACGAGAAUCGCGAAGCUAAAGAGCAACUGGAUCAGCGCGACGAGCUGAUCGAAAAUUUAAAAAAAGCAGCGCUCGAACGCGAGGAGGAGAUCAAGUGCCUGCACGCCGAGCUGGACCGGUUGCACAGCGAGCAAAAGUUCGAGAUCGCGAAGAACUACGAGGACGUAAGCGAGAACGAACGAUUGCGGGCGGAGAUACGCGAGCUGAGGGAGGAGCUGAGUGACAUGUCCUUGAACGAGUACGGCAACAUCGAGCCGGGCAGGAGGACGCAGAGCUCGUGCCCGGACAGUUUGGAGGACAUCGAGAUCCAACGACUCAACGGUACUUGUUCCGAUGGCUCGUGUUGCGCCGAAGUGGAUAAGUUGCGGGAGGAAAUCAGCAUCAAAGCUAAAUACUUUGAUAAGGAACGUUUGGUGUGGGCUCAGGAGAAGGAAAAAGUUCUAAGGUACCAGCGUCAGCUACAAAUGAACUAUGUACAAAUGUACAGACGCACCAGAGCUUUGGAAAAGGAACUAGAAAACCUUACAAUAGAAUUAGACUUGGAUAAGAAUGGAAUGGAGAAAAAACUGUCAACGAUGGAUCUUAGCCAAACGAUAGAAUUAUGAUCGAAAAUAGAAUUUAAAGUUGAAAUUUGAUUGAUUUUUUCUCGUGUAGAUUUGCGUCUACAACUUGGGUUAAAAGUGGUCAGGAAUUGCUUUAACUGCUAUUACUAUGGUCAUGCAGAAAUGAUAGUUAAUAGUUGUUAAUUAAUAACUAACCUUUCUGCAUGCAUAAUCCUGUAUAUGAGAACAUAGCCUUGCGGAAUACCAUAAAAAAUCAAAGUACACUUAUUUAAAUAAUUAGUGUGUUAUUUUUAUAAAAAUUGAAUUAAAGGCUCUUAUCUUAAUACAAGAGCAACUGCUACAAAAUAUUUAUUUUAAAUUUUACCUAAAUGGUUUUUUUAAUGAGGUAUAUGGA
This is a messenger RNA of Brassicogethes aeneus, 2149 nucleotides long. Lineage: Eukaryota; Metazoa; Arthropoda; Insecta; Coleoptera; Nitidulidae. The record is from the annotation of a GenBank genome assembly.